AUGAUAUUUAUUCAUUUAAUUACAUUAUUCUUUCUAUGUUAUGAUAAUCGUUUACUUGAAUCAGCACUUGUGGAAUAUAAUUUUACUAUUCGAAGUAUUCCAUCAAAUCCAGAUGGAUAUCCUCGACCUGUGGUUAUUAUGCAUCAUGCUAAUUCAACAUGGGAUAUUGAUCGACCAUUUCCAUGUCCUCUUAUUCGAGCAACACUUGGUGAUCAACUUCGUAUUCAAGUUACUAAUAUGUUACGUGCUCAAUCAACAGCUAUUCAUUUUCAUGGUCUUCAUAUGCUUAAUAAUCCAUGGGCAGAUGGUACAGUACAUAUUACUCAAUGUCCUAUUUAUCCAUUUGAAACAUUUAUUUAUAAAUUUAAUAUAACACAAACAGGAACAUUUUGGUAUCAUUCCCAUAAUGCACAACAAUAUGCAGAUGGAUUACUAGGUCCAAUUAUACUUGAUCAUGAUACUAUUGAACAACAAUAUAAUUAUGAAUCAUAUGAUUAUGUUAUUAUGUUACAAGAAUGGUAUCAUGAAACUUGGCCUGAUCUUAUGACCGCAUAUCAAGGUCCGUAUGGUGCUUAUCGAGGUAGUAAACCUAUUUUUCCAUGGCCACCUACAUCUUUCUUAAUUAAUGGUCAUGGUCAAUUCGAUUGUCGUAUAUCCGAUUGUUCUGAAAAUACUACUUGGCGUGAUACUUGUGGUGAUCGACAUUUAGCACAAUGUAUUCCACUUCGAUCACCUUUUCUUGGUCCAUGUGAUUCCAAUGCACAUGAUAUCGAUGAAUUUUUAUGUCCAUCUGGUAAACAAAUACGUUUGAGAUUAAUUAACGCUGCUAGUGGUAUUCCAUUUCGUUUUUGGAUUGAUCAACAUAAUCUUACUAUUGUUGCUCGAGAUGGUAUUGAAAUUUUACCUAUUAUUGUUCCACAUUUACAUAUUGCUAUUGGUCAACGACUUGAUUUAAUUAUUAAUUGUAGUCAAGAUCCAACUGUAAAAUAUACAAUAUAUGCAGCUAGUCGAAAUAGUUAUCAAUCUCCUUGUAAUAUUACUGGACCUACACCGACUAUGUGGACAUGGGCAUUAUUAGUUUAUUCAAAAGUACAAAUUGAUAAACGUGCAAUUCAAUUACCAGCAGAACCAAUAUUGAGUGCUGAUGAUCCAUUUUUUGAAUAUGAAUAUUUAAAACCAGCUAAACCUCGUUUUGCUCCAGCUGCUAUUCGUCGUGUUACACUUGCCUUUAAUGUUCUUUAUAAUAAUCGUACACAUAUCGAUUCUUUAGAAGAAUGGGUUGUUAAUGGAAUUACAUUUGAACCUCCAAAAGAACCUGUACUUCAUGGAAAUUAUUUCGAUGGUACAUUUCAAAAUUGUAUUGCAAAUGAAAGAUUAGGUCGUGUUAAUAAUACUUAUGCUACUCAUAUUCAACAUUUUGAAUAUGGUCAAACAUAUGAAAUAUUAAUGAUUAAUAACGAUCCUCAAUUACAUCCAUGGCAUUUACAUGGAUAUACAGUUGAUUUUAUUGCUGUAGGUAAAAUACCAUAUAUAGAACCAGUUACAUGCAAUCGUACACGACGAGAUACUAAUGAAUUUAAUUAUGAUUCUAUUUUACCAGCUCUUAAUUCAACACCAUCUGUUCUUAGUGUUGGUGAUUCAUUUAAUAUACCACGUGAAAGUUAUGUUGUCUUUCGAUUUACUGCAAAUAAUCCAGGUCCAUGGUUUUUACAUUGUCAUAUGGAAUGGCAUAUUUGGCCUGGCAUGGCGGUUGUCUUGUCUGUAGAACGAAAUGGACGAUAUGAAGGACUAAUUCAAUCGCCACCGGAAAAUUUUCCUAUAUGUGGAAAAAGAAAAAUAAUGCAUCCUAAAUUAUCUACACCAAUAGUUUCUUCUUCGGUGAUGAGUGAACCCGUAAUACAUAUACUAAUAUUUAUUAUUAUACAGACUUUAGAAACCUUAUUUUUAUUAUAA
Molecule: messenger RNA, 1953 nt
Organism: Adineta steineri
Lineage: Eukaryota; Metazoa; Rotifera; Eurotatoria; Adinetida; Adinetidae
Source: the annotation of a GenBank genome assembly